This is a messenger RNA of Liolophura sinensis, 1416 nucleotides long. RefSeq lists its product as uncharacterized. NCBI's taxonomy places the organism in Eukaryota, Metazoa, Mollusca, Polyplacophora, Chitonida, Chitonidae. Gene Ontology annotation, molecular function: protein kinase activity; ATP binding. The record is from RefSeq and is a predicted model, not a curated record. Gene Ontology annotation, cellular component: cytoplasm. The coding region runs from base 1 to 1416 and encodes 471 amino acids. The transcript has 2 exons. Gene Ontology annotation, biological process: protein phosphorylation; signal transduction.
AUGGAGGUGGGCGGCGUCGUUCACGUCCAGACACGGUCUGGGAGGAGGCACAAGUACUUCACACGCAGUAAAUCUAGUCUCAACUCAGAUGAGCUGCUAGAGGGCAGUGACAUUAAACAGCCAAACAAAGAAGAGUCGACGAGAAAGGAGGGAAAAGAGGAAGCCGAUAAGAACACGAGUAAUAACAUUGAUUCUAAGGCGAACCGGAAGAGGGGUCAUGGUUACCUUGCGCAUGCUCCAUUGUCUCCAAACAAACCUCCUACCAAAAGCUGUCGGGACAUUAAGAGACACGUGUCUUUCAUGGAUGACAGGUCAGCAUCCACAUCCAGGGUGUGCUUCUCGAGCUCCACGUCAAGUCUGAACAAAGGUGAGAUGAGCAAGCACACUUCGUUUAGGAAAUCUCCGACGGCACUAACCAAAGAUGACCACGACAUCUGUCAAAGUGAAUCGGAGAUUUCUUUCAAGAUUUUGGAUAGUUCUUCGUCUUGUGCUAAAACCAGAGGCCCGGGAUCUCCACCAGAUGCCGGUUUGAAGUGGUUGAAUUUCCGGGACGCCAAAAGAGAUCAUCACAGUGAAAUAUUCAAAUGCGGCGUUGAAGGAGAGCGCAGCUCUGAUUGGUCAUCUCGGGCGAUCCACAGUCUGAGCGACGUUGACAUCCCUAACGUUUCCAGAAGUCGCGUUUUGCUAAACUACCAUCAGGACGGGUCCAUUGAUCUUUUGGGGGAAGGAGAGUACGGAUAUGUUGUUAGGGGCAUUUUGAAGGGGGCACGAAUGGACACGGACAUCGUAGCCAAGUACUUCAAGAAGGACCGUUCCUCCCUUGAAGACAUCUUGGACGAGGCUAGAGUUCUUCUCUAUUUACAAGACACCGGAUAUGUGCCAAGAGUGUACGGCCUGAUAGAAGCAAACAGGAAAGACUGCGAUCCGAUUUUAAUCCAGGAAUGUUUUGGGGAUGGCGUAACUCUGGACGAUUUGCUAGAUCGAAAAAUUUCCAAGAAAGUAUGGUUAAGCAUUUGCCUGCAGGUAGCCAAUGGCCUGUGGAAAAUACACCAGAAAGGCGUGCUGAUAAACGACAUUAAACUAGAUAACAUUUUAGUGGACUACAAAGGCGACAUACAGCACAUCCGAUUCAUUGAUAUGGGCAUCGCCACCUUCCGGUCCAGUUAUGUCAGCAGUGGAACGGAAGCCGCUAUGGCUGAGUGCAGCCAUCUUGCACCGGAAGUUCGGAAACUCAAGCCCAGCUCUCCCAAAUCCGACAUUUACGGGCUGGGAUUCGUGAUGAAAACAAUCGGACGUCAAGCUUUCAUAGAAGAACUUGUGGCUCUGGGCAACAAAUUGAUGUCGGAUAAGCCCAAUCAGCGGUGCUCCCUACCUAUUACUAUAGCUCGACUAAAUUCCCUUUCGCGAAACGUGUAA